UUAUAGUCACAUAUUUCAACUCAACUUUCCCAUAACCAAUUCUCACCCACAAAAACAAAUCAUAUUUUCUCUCCUAUCCCUCAAACCAUGGAUGAUUUCACCAACGGUGGAGAUAGUCUCAGAGACGCCUCUUUCUCUUAUCUCAGAUCAGAACAAAGCCUGACCCAGAAAAGUACUAGUAGUACUACUACUCGCUCUUCCUUUGGCCUAGAUAGAAAAAUCAAAUCUCAUCAUCAUCAAGAUCAAGGUGAGAUAAGCGUGUUUGGUGCAGAAAAAUACUUCAAUAUGUUGAUGAAUCAAGAAGAUGAAGGAAAAUUACAUCCUGAUCACCAUCAUCAUCUCGGCGGCGGUGGCGGCGGCGGCGGCGGAGGCGGCGGGGACGGAGAGAAAAGCGUAAUUAACCGGGCGCCGGGGACGCCAAGCGCCUGCUCGGAGAUGAGCUGGAACAGCAGAAGUACAGCUUUGUUGUUAAGGGCUAGUAGUAGUACUAAUAAUAUUAGUUCCGUGGCGAGAAACCCUUCUCGGAAUAGAUCGAAAACGAGGCUCAUUUUCGCUACUCUUGGCUGCGCCGGGUCUUGUUCCGACGAGAAAUCGGUUUAUGUGACCAAGCAAGAAUCUCAAGGAAGAUCAGAAGGUGGAGAAAAUAAUCAUCAUCAUGAUGUUGUUGUCAGGGAAAAAGUUAACGAAACCAGUAAACUUUCCCAGCAACCAAACAGAAAAUUAGUUGAUCAUGAUGGUGGUGGUGAUAAGGAUCAUCAACAUAGUUUUCGCUACUCGGCGAGGACGGCGAAGAGAUCUGAAGAUCAUUGCGCUUUUCCUAUUCUUAGUACCACUACAGAAGAAAAUAAGAAGACUAGUAGUAGUACUACUAGUGAUCAUCAUCAUCAUCAUCAUCGUUAUCUACAACAACAAAAAGAUUUCCAAGAACCUCCGAGGAUGUCUUUGGAGGUUUUCGGGUCCAAAACGACGAAGGCUGCCGCGGCGGCCGACGAUGUGGCGAUCAACCUGGAGAGGAAGCUGUCGGUCCUAACUUGGGACGCGAUUCCGACGAAACCUCAGAAGAAGGUUCCGCCCAAGGCCGGGACCGGUCGACCGGUGAGCCAUGAUCAGGACAUCGACAGCGACGCCAGCUCGGAUCUGUUCGAGAUCGAGAACAUAACCGUGGGGAGUACCGCCACUAGAUCGCUAUGCGCGACGCCGAACAACAACCCCGGGGUGUACGCGCCGAGCGAGGCUAGUAUCGAGUGGAGCGUCGUCACGGCCAGCGCUAUGGAUCUCGGCUCAAUCAUCUCUGACUACGACGAAAAGAAGAUUUCUGCGAGUAGUAGAAGAUAUAAGGCGUCCAAAAGUGGUGGUGGGAUAUUGGGGUGUAAGAGCCAGAAGUCAGUGAGAGUUGCUGAGUCUACUUGUAGAAGUAGUACUACUAGCAAGGAGAUUACAAAAUCGUCAAACGUUUGAUAUAUCAUGAUGUAUGUAUAUAUUCUGCAAUAAAAUCGUCUUUUCACGACGCUUUUUUCUUUCUCAAGUCAGAAUAAGAGUUUUCUCCUAGCUCAGUACACUUUGCUCUGGUUGGUCAAAGGUUUUGAUUAUGGUAUGUACAAUAUUAUCUUUUUCAUGCUAUAGAAGAUUGUAGUACUACUCUAGUGUUUGCUUGUUGCACUAUACUUUUGCACAACAUUCAUUUUACUGUCUCUUGCUGUACACAAGUAUUAUUGCAUGUCAA
Molecule: messenger RNA, 1723 nt
Organism: Morus notabilis
Lineage: Eukaryota; Viridiplantae; Streptophyta; Magnoliopsida; Rosales; Moraceae
Product: protein PHYTOCHROME KINASE SUBSTRATE 1
Exons: 1
Coding region: 88-1458 (456 amino acids)
Biological process (GO): phototropism
Source: RefSeq, a predicted model, not a curated record